AUGGUGAACAUCACAGAGAAAAUCAAAGAAAUCGAAGAUGAGAUGCGCCGCACUCAAAAAAACAAGGCGACAGAGUAUCACUUGGGUCUAUUGAAAGGAAAACUUGCUCGUCUGCGAGCUCAGCUUCUCGAGCCAGUAGGUGGCGCCGGCUCCGGUGGUGGUGCCGGUUUCGACGUUAGCAAAAGUGGCGAUGCCCGUGUAGCACUUGUUGGAUUUCCAUCCGUCGGAAAAUCUACAUUCUUGUCCAAAAUCACCAAAACUAAGAGUGAAGCCGCGGCCUACUCAUUCACCACGCUCACUGCUAUCCCAGGUGUGCUUGAGUAUGGAGGUGCAGAGAUUCAGAUCCUCGAUUUGCCCGGUAUCAUUGAAGGUGCCUCCGAGGGCAAGGGUCGUGGUCGUCAGGUCAUCUCAGCGGCCAAGACUAGUGAUUUAAUUCUCAUGAUCCUGGAUGCUACUAAGAAGGCAGAGCAGCGUGCUUUGCUGGAAGCUGAGUUGGAUUCCGUGGGUAUUCGGUUGAACAAGGAGCCUCCGAAUAUCUACCUCAAGGUGAAGAAGGCCGGUGGCAUGAAGAUUACUUUCCAAACACCCCCGAAGAGCCUGGAUGAGAAGAUUAUCUACAAUGUCUUGCGUGAUUACAAGAUCCUCAACUGUGAAGUGCUAGUACGAGAUGAGAAUGCCACAAUUGACGACUUUAUCGACGUCAUUAUGAAAGACCAUCGCAAGUACAUUCGCUGCUUGUAUGUAUACAACAAAAUCGAUGGCGUCAGUCUUGAGUUCCUGGAUCAACUGGCCCGAGAGCCUUACUCAGCCGUUAUGAGUUGUGAGCUUGAUCUUGGUGUGCAGGAGGUCGUGGAACGUAUUUGGAAGGAAUUGAGAUUAAUGCGACUCUACACAAAGCGAAAGGGACAAGAACCUGAUUUCAGCGAAGCACUUAUCGUACGAAAGGACUCAUCAAUUGAGGAUGUGUGUGACCAGAUUCACCGUACUCUGAAGGAGACCUUCAAGUAUGCCUUAGUGUGGGGUGCCAGUGCAAGACAUAUGCCACAGCGCGUGGGAUUGGGGCAUAUGGUAUCAGACGAGGAUGUGGUAUCAAUAGUAGCUAAAUAG
Messenger RNA from Penicillium angulare, 1107 nucleotides. RefSeq lists its product as uncharacterized. NCBI's taxonomy places the organism in Eukaryota, Fungi, Ascomycota, Eurotiomycetes, Eurotiales, Aspergillaceae. Bases 1 to 1107 code for a protein of 368 amino acids. Gene Ontology annotation, cellular component: cytoplasm. The transcript has 9 exons. The record is from RefSeq and is a predicted model, not a curated record. Gene Ontology annotation, biological process: cytoplasmic translation. Gene Ontology annotation, molecular function: GTPase activity; GTP binding.